GUCAUUAUUAUUGUGGUCGUACAUAAAAUAUUUCAUACCUGUAAAGCCAUGAAUUUUUUUCUGGAUUGUUUUUGGGCAUGAAAGGACUUCGAUUUUCAUGGUUGCAAUGGCUAGUAACUACGAAUGACGUAAAGCAGUUAUGGGCAGCUCAACCGACUUUUUUAAUCUCACAGGCGGUAUACAUUCUUGCGGGUGUAAUUACUUUAAUACAUGCUUUCAGUAAAGGUGGGAGGUGGCCUUACUUUUGGUUAGGGACUGUACUGCAUGGAGUUUAUGCGGAUAAUUUCUGGCAUUUUGUUCUACCCGAAUAUGACAACUUCUGGCAUUCGCAGACGCCUGUUAUAUUCCUCGGAGCUCGUCUGCCCUUGCAUAUAAUCUUAUUAUAUCCAGCAUUCAUUUAUCAUGCCGCAUAUGCAGUGCAUAAACUAAAUUUACCAAGGUAUGCGCAACCGUUUGCUGUAGGCCUGAUAACAGUACUAAUUGACAUUCCAUACGAUAUAGUGGCCGUUAAAUUCGUCCAUUGGACAUGGCAUGAUACGGACCCGAAUAUUUUCGACCGUCACUAUUGGGUGCCAUGGAAUUCCUAUUAUUUCCAUUGCACAUUUGCAUCCAGUUUCUACUUCUUCUUUGACUCGAGUAGAAGAUGGCUGGCCCCUCGAGUAGCGCAGUGGUCUUCCGCAACAAAAGGAGUCGAGUGGAAGUCUUUGAUGAUAGCGACACUGUUGGGCAUGCCUGGUGGCGUUCUAUUGUUUAUUCCCAUUUACCACCCACUACAUGACGUGUACAAAUUACACUCGGAAGUUACUUUCUCCCUGUUAUUCUCCAUUUAUUUUGUUGUAGUUUUGUUAGGCCUUCUCAGUGACCGUGAGAAAAAUAAAGAAAAGCUUACAAAAAUUGAUUACGUGUUGAUAUUACAACUCGCUGUUCACUAUAUAACCUACUGGGUGUUUGUGGUGUUUUUCAACCCUGAGAAGGAGUGGUCUUCAGGUUUACACGAGCCUGUCGGCCCUUGUAAUGAAGUGGCUUCGUUAACUUCACCCUUUGGACAGACUUUGUACAAGAGGAAAUAUUUCUGUCCUAAAGAUUAUAAUGAGGAAUAUUUUGACUUUCAUUGUGUCGGCGGAAAAUUGCCACCAAAUGGCGCCAAUUGGUAUACCAUCUGUGGAACGCCAUUUGAAAACCGUGUCGAAUAUAUAACCGUGCUGUCAACCAUACUUAUUAUGGCGUCAGGAGUCUUUUACGGAAUUUACUUCAAGACAAUACAAACGACAGCGGCACCUGUUUCUAAAAAAAUGAAAACAAAAUAAAUUAUUUCAUUGUUGUGUUAAAAUUGAAUACAUUAAUUAC
Nymphalis io (European peacock) is the source of this 1347-nucleotide messenger RNA. RefSeq lists its product as uncharacterized. NCBI's taxonomy places the organism in Eukaryota, Metazoa, Arthropoda, Insecta, Lepidoptera, Nymphalidae. The coding region runs from base 78 to 1307 and encodes 409 amino acids. The transcript is spliced from 8 exons. The record is from RefSeq and is a predicted model, not a curated record.